Ipomoea nil (Japanese morning glory) is the source of this 954-nucleotide messenger RNA. RefSeq lists its product as uncharacterized. NCBI's taxonomy places the organism in Eukaryota, Viridiplantae, Streptophyta, Magnoliopsida, Solanales, Convolvulaceae. The transcript is spliced from 3 exons. The coding region runs from base 1 to 954 and encodes 317 amino acids. The record is from RefSeq and is a predicted model, not a curated record.
AUGGGACUGUGGAAAGGUGUAAGGCCAGCUGCAAAGGGUUGGCAAUUACACCAAUUGGAUGUAAACAAUGCAUUCCUCCAUGGCGAUCUACAUGAGGAGGGGUCAGGUAACAGUUUUGUGGCAUUAUUGGUAUAUGUUGAUGAUGUCAUACUGGCAAGUAGUGACAGAGAUCAAAUUCAACAGAUAAAAGAUCAUCUCCAUUCUACUUUUCAGAUCAAAGAUCUAGGCAAUCUAAGGUUCUUCCUUGGACUUGAAGUUGCUAGAACUCAGAAAGGGAUUGCUGUUAAUCAAAGAAAGUAUGCCCUGGACCUCCUUAAAGAAACAGGCUUUCUGAGUAGUAAACCUGUGAGAACCCCUAUGAUACAAACAUCAAAGUUGAGCCAAGACACUGGGACACCAUUAGAAGAGAAUUCUCAGUAUAGAAGGUUGAUUGGGAAAUUAUUAUAUAUGACCAUAACAAGACCAGAUAUAUGCUUUGCAAUUCAACAACUAUCCCAAUUCCUAGACAAGCCUACUACUGAUCAUCUCCAAGCAGCUCACAGAAUUUUGAGAUAUGUGAAAAACUCCCCAAGCAAAGGCAUAUUUUUUCCAGCAAACUCAAGUCUCAAAUUGAGAGGGUUUGCAGACUCAGACUGGGCUGCCUGCAUUGAUACUAGAAGAUCAGUAACAGGGUUUUGUAUGUUCCUAGGAGAGGCUUUGAUCUCCUGGAAAUCCAAGAAACAAGGAACAAUAUCCAGAUCAUCUUCAGAAGCAGAAUACAAGGCCAUGGCUCUUGCUGCCUGUGAGAUCCAAUGGUUGAUCUAUCUUCUUGAAACAUUGGAAGUAAAAAUGGAGGGGCUUGCUGUGUUAUAUUCUGACAGUAAAUCAGCAAUAGCAAUUGCUGAAAACCCUGUGUUUCACGAACGAACAAAGCAUAUAGAGAUUGAUUGUCAUCUUAUAAGGGAGAAACUAUAA